UUGCCCAUUGGCUACUGUGUAACAAUGUGAGUUGGCAGGAAGGAGUCGGCAAGGACAAGCUACUGGCUGGGAUGUGAGUGUGAGCGAGAGGCACAGAGCGAGGCACCCGGGGCCCCGGAACGAAGAGAAGACAUGAGUGCAUAUUGUCUGGAUGGGAACGACAGGAAGAAAAUGCUGUACCUGGCACUUUGGAGCAGAGACCUUGGCAGGAAUCUCAAGCUCUCCCCAAUGCCAAGAGCAGCCGUGGGUGAUUGUCCCACAGACAGGAGUGUGUUCCCUGGGCUGGAAUUCCGGCCACUGACCGACCAGGCGAGCUGGGGCUCCGACACUCUAACAAGGGACGACCUCUCUACCAAUAAUCUAAUCAGUAAGACGCCAGUUAGGAACCAUGGAAGUCGCUGGCUGCUGGCGGGGGGGAUAUUCCCGGUGAUCCUGCUCUUUGCCGCCUUUAUCGUCCUGCUGCCGCUCUACCUACAGGACCGCUCCUACCUGCAGAGAGACCGCCAGCAGAUGGAGGUGCUACACCUGAAUGAGAGUGACUCAGUGGAGGAAAUAACGGAGUGCCAGGAAGCUGCCGUCCCCCUGUCCAACAAUGUGUCUUCCCUAAAUUCGACCCUCAGCCUCCUGCAGGAGGGCCUCAUCCCUGAGCUCCAGCGGAACCAAACCCAACUGCUUCUGGAGCUAGUGGGCCUAGAGACCACCUAUCAGAACCAUAGCAACCAGUCCCGGGCCCUGCAGGGAACCUAUGAGCAGCUGAAAGGGACUUACUACUUCAUUCCCCGGGAGGGCCCACUGCUCCAGCACUGCGGCCUACGGGAUUCUGAGAGCGACUCCCGUGUGUGCCCCUUCUGCCUCUCUGGGUGGCAUUUCCUUGGCACGUCCUGUUAUUUGUUGUCUUCGGAGGCUGAAAGCUGGGAAGAGAGCUCUGUUUGGUGCAGAAAGGAAGGGGGCCAUCUGGUGGUGAUUAACGGUACUGCAGAGCAGGAUUCUGUGCUAGAACUGCUGAAUGAGACAGUUUGGAUUGGACUUUCAGACCUGGAAGCGGAAGGAGACUGGCGCUGGGAAGAUGGAAGCCACAUUGAGUCCAGAUUCUGGUUGCCAGGGCAGCCUAGCAACUCUGGGGAUGAUGACUGCGCCACGUUGGUGCCCACGGCCGGGUGGAAGGCUGACCGUUGCGCCAAGCUGUACCUGGGCUUGUGUGAGAGGAGUGCCGACGAGCUGACGCUGCCCAGAGAUGCUUCUCUUAGCUAGUCUGUUACACACCCAGGGGCCACAGUGGCCCCACACAGCUUCAUGCUGGGACACCGUCUGACCCCAAUAGCAAUGAGGUACCCAGGCCCUGAGUUAUUGUUUAGUCGCCCAAAGGGGUGGUUCAGCUUUAAACUAACUUU
Messenger RNA from Xenopus tropicalis (tropical clawed frog), 1391 nucleotides. RefSeq names its product asialoglycoprotein receptor 1-like (gene clec6a). The record is from RefSeq and is a predicted model, not a curated record. Gene Ontology annotation, molecular function: carbohydrate binding. NCBI's taxonomy places the organism in Eukaryota, Metazoa, Chordata, Amphibia, Anura, Pipidae. The coding region runs from base 133 to 1251 and encodes 372 amino acids. The transcript has 6 exons.